AUGUUUAGUCGGACGUUUCAAAGUGCCGUUCUGAACGCGGAGGGCCAUAACCUUCCAAGCGAAGGUGCGCAAGAGGAGCCGCAUAGGAUGACGUUCUGGCACUCCUAUAUUGACCCGGCGCAUAGCGAAAAGAAGCGCCCCGUUGUCGACGUCUCCGCACCGUACAACCCCCUCGAUGAGACGCACCAAGUGCGGAAGUUUGGUGUGCAGAAACUACCGUUUGGCUUUAUUUCUAUGAAUGCAUUCAUUGGGGUAAAGGAGGAGGUUCCCUACACCGACUCGAUGCACACCUUCGAGUGUGUCAAGUGGUGGAUGGGGGGUCUGAACGUUUGGUACGUCAACUGGUUCCUGGCACGUGCGUCGAACUCUUUUGGCUCAGUAGGAAACCCGCGAACAAAGUUUGCGUGGAAUAUAGCGCUAGCCAUGGGCGUGAUACGGGCCAACAUCGCCGGCCUCAUCGGCAUCGGCGGCUACUUCUACACGUACGAAUGGCUCUACACGCACGGCCCGUGGCCAUUCCGCAUCCGCGACCCGAGCCUCAACGGCUGGAAGCGGGCGUGGGACGAGGGCCAGGGCUGCUAUAUGGCCCGCGCCGCCGCGAGCAUCUUUCCCCCUCUAGGCUACGCUUUUUUCAUGGGCCGCUGGAAGAAGACGAACUUCUGGUUCAUCAUGACACUUCUUGCGGGCCUGCAGUACGAGUACGCACGGCAGUAUGUCCUCUCGGGUAGCCGUCUCUUCUACAGUUUUCACGCGAACAAAGAGAUCAACCGGCAGGCCAACUGGGGUUCGCUGAUGCCAGUGCUGGCACACCGCGUCGACCCCGACACGAAUCGCAACGCCAGUGUCGCGCAGUUUCGGUACUUCCGUAUCACCAGUGGCACGAUGCAGGAUACUAUUUGGGAGAACGCAACCCACGAGAAUCUACCAUUGUACCGUGGUGGACUGCGGCUGCCGAAUCCGUACUUCAAUUGGCAGAAGGCCCCGCAGACGUACAAUGCUAAUCCUUGUCUCAGGAAAAAUGAUUUGUGGGAGAUGCCACAGGUGCUGAAUGCACAGAUGAGAUCCUCAGCGAUGGACAGAGAUCCAGUGAAUUCUGUAGCCUGA
Messenger RNA from Trypanosoma grayi, 1104 nucleotides. RefSeq lists its product as hypothetical. The transcript has a single exon. The record is from RefSeq and is a predicted model, not a curated record. Bases 1 to 1104 code for a protein of 367 amino acids. Lineage: Eukaryota; Euglenozoa; Kinetoplastea; Trypanosomatida; Trypanosomatidae.